Acaromyces ingoldii is the source of this 1231-nucleotide messenger RNA. RefSeq lists its product as hypothetical. NCBI's taxonomy places the organism in Eukaryota, Fungi, Basidiomycota, Exobasidiomycetes, Exobasidiales, Cryptobasidiaceae. The record is from RefSeq and is a predicted model, not a curated record. The transcript has a single exon. Bases 187 to 1053 code for a protein of 288 amino acids.
AUCUUUCCCGCAAACCGGUAGCGCCAUGACAAUUCUCGAAGAAAACUCCCGGAGCUAGUGCCACCGUCCGCCUGGAAGAAGACGAGUUCGGGAUGAGAGGCAGCGGGUACAUAAAGAGGAGGAAGACCUCGUUCCUCAUCCCGAUAAAUCAUCCCUACCGAUCUUGCCCUUCUCUCCUUGAUCAUCAUGGCUUCCUUCGCUCGCCUGUCGCUCCUCACGGUGGCGUUCCUCUGCAACUUCGCUCACUCCUACCCAGUUGGCAUCGAAGUCCUAGCACCACGGCAAUCGGGCGCCCCUGCAUGGGCUUCCGCUGCCUCGGCUGCAAUUCAUCCAGGCGUCAACACCGACACGCAGGGCGGCAGCUGCACGUCCAACUAUAUCUACUACGACACCGUUAGCCAUGACAUCUACAUCGGCCAGGCGGCUCACUGCGCCUCGACGGGUGGCAGCACCGAUACGGACGGCUGCAGCAGCGGCACGCUGCCCGAGGGAACCUCUGUCACCGUCGUUGGUGCUAGCCAACCCGGCACACUUGCCUACAGCUCCUGGGCUCGAAUGCAAGCCCGCGGGGAGACCGACGCAAACACGUGCGCCUACAACGAUCUCGCUCUCAUCAAGCUCAACCCAGCCGACUAUGGCAAGGUGAACCCCUCGGUGCCGGUCUUUGGCGGACCGACGGGCGUGCGAACAACGGGCCUCGCCGCAGGCGAGCCGGCGUACAGCUUUGGCAACAGCGUCCUGCGCCAGGGUAUCAAGGUCUUCCAGCCAAAGUACGGCACCUCUGUCGGCGACCAGGGCGACGGCUGGUCCCACCAGACGCUCCUCCAAUUUGGCAUCCCCGGCGACAGUGGCUCGGCCGGCUUCGACGGACAGGGUAAAGGGUACGGCGUGCUGAGCACCCUCGCACUCGCGCCCAUCCCCACCGUCAAUGCGUUCGGAGACCUGCAGCGGGAGCUCGCGUAUCUGCACACGAUUCCCGAGUUCGCCAACGUGCAGCUCGCACUCGGCACAGAGGCAUUCGCCGUCAGGCCACCUUCGCUCGUCAGGAAGUGAUAUCCUGUACUGUACGGUUUUGCGCGGUGAACAAAAAGUCAUUGCAGCUCAUGAGCCGUUCGCGCUCGCUCGUUGACUCUCAGACUGUUGAUCGGAUUGCUUGUUCUCUUUUCUACUCGAUGAUCGGAACCACAGGAGAGUGCGUGAAGCUGUGUCUCUACGCUUAGGGUUUGACGAG